Messenger RNA from Neoarthrinium moseri, 792 nucleotides. RefSeq lists its product as uncharacterized. The transcript has a single exon. The coding region runs from base 1 to 792 and encodes 263 amino acids. Gene Ontology annotation, molecular function: hydrolase activity, acting on carbon-nitrogen (but not peptide) bonds. The record is from RefSeq and is a predicted model, not a curated record. Gene Ontology annotation, cellular component: membrane. Lineage: Eukaryota; Fungi; Ascomycota; Sordariomycetes; Amphisphaeriales; Apiosporaceae. Gene Ontology annotation, biological process: carbohydrate metabolic process.
AUGGUGCGCUUCCCCGCGCUCUUCCGCCUGCCCUCGAAGCUGCGGCGCCGGGCCCGACGCCGCAGGAUGAACACCCUACUGAGCCUCCUGGUCAUCGUACUACUGCUCCUCAUACCCUUCUACAUCAUCUACAAGCCACCGCGGCUGCUGAUUCGGUACUUCUCGCGACGCUGGCCCGACGUGCUGUGGGAGGUGGAGACCAAGACGAAGGUGGUGGCAUUGACGAUUGACGACGCGCCCUCGGAGCACACGGAGCAGAUACUAGGAGUUCUGAAGGCCUAUGACGCGACGGCGACCUUCUUCGUGAUCGGGGGCCAGGUCUCCGGUCGCGAGGAGAUCCUGGCCGACGUGGUGCGCAGCGGCAAUGAGCUCGGCAACCACGCCAUGCACGACGAGCCGAGCCGCGCUCUGAGCGACGAUGAGCUGACGGCCGAGAUCGAGACUGUCCGCGACAAGAUCCGAGCCGCAUACAAAACCGCCGAGAAGGACAUGCCGCCGCAGUACUUCCGGCCCGGGUCCGGCUUCUUCAGCGAUCGCAUGCGACGCCUUGUUGACAAGCUGGGGUACCGGUUGGUCUUGGGUAGCAUAUACCCGCACGACCCACAGAUCAAGUUCUCGUGGCUCAACUCGAAACACAUUCUGAGCAUGCUACACCCUGGAGGCAUCAUUAUCUGCCACGACAGGCGGAAAUGGACAGCGCCCAUGCUGCGGAGAGUGUUGAAAGAGGCCAAGAAUAGGGGUUAUCAGGUUGUCAGCGUCUCGGAACUGCUGAAAAUCACAAGCGGUAAUUGA